UUUCUGCCGUUGCCAACAUGUGGCGUAUUUGCAAUUGUGUACAGCUGCAGCCAAUUCUGAACGGAUGCAAGCGUUGCCAGCUGCCAACAGAAGUUAACCGCAAUAUAAGGGGUUCCCCGCGCUCGCAACCGCCGCAAUGCAUUGACUCAAAUACGAAUCCAUCUGAAAAGGAGCCUCGUCGUGUUGGGGUGGUUGGCCGUGCCGUUCAGAAGAAUCAGAAUUUAGAAACAAAAUUUAAGAGUUGUUCUGCUUACUCCCGCCAGCAGAACUCCAAUUCCUGCCUAUGCGAUGGAAAUUCUAGCAGGAAACCAGCAGCUAAGAAGACAACUGACAUCUAUGCCAAGCAAACUCUACCAAUUGAGAAUAAAAGUGAAGCAUACUUCAAAUGGAAUGUACACUCAGCAGAAAAAACUGAAAGCUCCACAAAGCGGCAUUUGUUUGCAGACAGAAAAGCUGAAGCCUGCCCCAAACGUCAUAUGUCGCGCAAACGAGCACCAAUUAAAUCAUCUUGGUAUGGUGGUUCUAAGAAGUUUCUAGAUCGUUUAAAGCAACUACUGUAUGAACCAAGCACUUUGAUAAAAAAAACACAGAGCGACAGAUUCUACGAUUGCGAUGAGCCAUCAUCUGCCAAAAGUGAGUUAUUUCCAAUAUCCGACCGUGUCUCCAAGAAGACCGUAGAAAUAAAGCCAGAGCAGUUGACGAGAGAGUGUAAUAUAACAACAUGCAAUACAAAAAAAAUAAAGUGGCCCAAAGCAGUGAAGCGUAAACCUUCAAAUAUUUCUUUCUGUUCGCAACAAGAACAAUUAAAAAAUGACGUUGAAUCCAUAAUAAUGCCAAAUCCAAGAGAAGACGUCAUCCUGUUGGGUCAACGCCCCAGCAAUAUCCGGUCUACCGAAUUCACAGCCAAACAAAAGCCUCAAAAAUCUGGAAGUGCACGUUGCAUCAAGUGUGAUGCCAAAUCAAAGCCCCAAAAAGCAGAUUCGCGUACAGAAAAAUUCUUUUGCAAAAAAUCUGAAAUCAAAAUGCAGGAGAAGAAAUCGAUCACUCCAAAUGUUAUAACAGUUUAUUCUGGAUCGAAGUCUGGUGCUUCAACUCCUCAGUCAAACUUUCAGCUCAGAAGUCAAACGUCCCCUUCCAUUUCUCGCCAAAACGUAGAUAAAGGAGCAACAGUCCGAAGUGCUCUUGGCAAAAAAUCCGGCCCAGCUAAAUCAAUAAAGGAAAAUUCAAAUAUGUACUCUUCAAACUAUAGUGAGGGUUCGGCCGAUCCAGUUGAAAAUUUUUGUGGGAAAACAAAUAUACUCUUCCAAAAAUUGAAGGCAAUUCCUUUUUCAAAUGGCGCUGUACCCAAAACCAGUAAAAAAUCCUCGUCAGAUUACAGGAGUAGCCCACCCAAGAGCUCCAAAGAUAAGUACCUGGCCCAAACUUUCUGUAAGGAUCUGUCGGCCUUUAAAAAGUCUGAACAAGAAUCCACAUUAGAUUUGUUUGAAGGUGACCUAAAUUCGCUGUUCUCGAGGGUAAAACACAGCUCGAGCGAUCUGUGGCGUAACCAGCCGCCUAGUAAGAAGUUCGAAGAGGCGCUCGAGAAUUUGCGGCAAUGGGAAAAUUAUAUCAUUUGCAGUAACCCAGCUGGGGCACGGUUUUCUGAACGCAAGGAGUUGGAACUAGAUAAAAUAGCUAAAUACGUCAAUGAUAUGCAGAAGCGAAAUAACUUACGCAAUCAGAAAAGACACUUGAUGACCGAAAAUACGCCAAAGAGCAUUCGUCUCGGCAAGAAAUCAAGCCAGACUUCUAUACUCAACAAGGCACUCAACGCUAAAAUGAGUACUAUUGGACAGAAACUUCCAAAUUUAGGCUUCGACCUGAGCUCAACACAUAAAAGCAUUUUCUUAGAUCCUGUAAAGAGCACGAAGAGCGCGUACUCGAAGACACAAUUGCAUGACCUGCGCUAUCAGAAAGCCAGGCGCAUUAAGGACAUGCAACAAAACGAGAAGAGAUUUUUGGAUCCGAAGGAUGCGAAUAUAAAUGCGCUUGGUAAAUCCUGGAUGGCGUACCAGCGAACCUUAGAUCAUAAGUUGGACAGCUCGAGAUUGGAGGAGGAGCAAAGCAACAACUCAGAUGAAGUAUUUAAAUUCCAAUUAAAAGUCGAAACGCUGCAGAAAGGAUGUAAUGCGAAGAACGUGAGCAACAAUCAAUCUGAUAUAAAUUACAUCAACUCUGAAGUAAGACAGAUCGAUGACAUUAUCAGGCAAUGCCAGUUACUUAGAAGUAAAUACUCAAUGCGCUUAGAAGAUAAACAUGCUCAGGGCCUGCAGCAGAAGCUUCAAAGGAACAAUAGUGAAAUUAAAGCAGCUGGAUCGAUACUUCCGAAAAAGUGCGUGGAAGCUAACGAAAAGCAGAAGAAUCAGUUCAUACUCGAUCGACUAAAGAAAUUCCAAGACGACGAUGCGAAAAAGCCCAAACUACCAGGCAAAUACCAUGCAUAUCAAUUAGACAGGCCGAAAAAGGAAGCACACCUACAAAAAUGCAAGGAAUAUCCAAACUUCGAUCCAAAUAAAACUGAAAUGCAAAACAAAUGCAAUGCAGGUCAAUUCAACAGCCUGCAAAAGGAAGCACAUCCACAAAAAUGCAAGGAAUUCCGAAACACCGAUCCAAACAAAACCGCAACGAAAAAUAAAUGCAGGCUAAAAAAUGAAGCUCGCCUUCAGAAAUGCGAGGAAGCCGCAAAGAUGGCCAAGUCCGACGAAUGUGCGAAACCCUGCCAAACGGCGAGCAAAAACUCCGCAAAAGUGGACAGAAAAUGCAAACGUUCGGAAAUAAAAAAUAGUGAAUGUGAAAAAAUGUACAGGGAAACAGUUCUAUCGAAACAUGGCCAUGUUAAGGAUGGUAAAAUGAACACCAAAAAAGUGGAAAAUGCUGGAAAAGGUCAGGAGGCUGGAAUAAAAAUGAAAUGCCAAGAAAGCGAAAGGCAUCACAGACAGAUCGAACAACGGAAACCAAAUACACACGAUAUAAGAGAGAAAACAGAAACGAUUGACAAAAUCUACCAGGAAGCGAAAAAAAGAGUAGCCAUACUUGAGCAGCAGCUAAAGAAAUGUUUUCAGGAACAGGAGCUGAGAAAUAGGAAGAGCCAGGUUAAAGGCAUAACGAUGGCAUAUUUGUAACACCAUCCGUUUUCCAAUGGGACACACUGGGCUGCCCUGUUCCAGCACUACGUCGGGAUGGUAGUUGCCAACU
Messenger RNA from Drosophila novamexicana, 3234 nucleotides. Its product is annotated as axoneme-associated protein mst101(2)-like. NCBI's taxonomy places the organism in Eukaryota, Metazoa, Arthropoda, Insecta, Diptera, Drosophilidae. Bases 18 to 3161 code for a protein of 1047 amino acids. The record is from RefSeq and is a predicted model, not a curated record. The transcript has 2 exons.